AUGGGUUGCUUUUGUUCCAAGGAUUCGAAGACCUCGCCCGCCCUCCGCGUCGACAACGAUCCGGGGCUUGUUUCUGGUGCCGGAAGGUACUCGGAGCAGGAAGUGUAUCCGGGGGAGUUUGGUGGGCUUCCACGACGCGUCCCGAACGGCAACGACAAGCGAGCGCCACGUCCCGUCAAGAUCAAACGAGCGCCGAAGCGAGUCUCCGUAUCCCAGGUCAAAUGGAAGAACCCGAUCGAUGUACGAUACGAGUAUUCGGUCCCAGGUCGAAAGCCCAGGCACGACAACCCGCAAACCAGUAGCGAGAGCGCGAGCGAUGACUCAACUAUUGGCGACAAUCCUCCGGGGGAGUACGCUGGACUUCCAGGACCCAUACCGAACGACAAGGACCGACCGCCGCGACCCGUCAGGAUCAGGCCUCGACCGCGACGAUCGACCUUGUGGAGUGUGAGAUGGAGUAGUGUGAAGGGAGGCAAGAAGGCUGCCGAGAAGCGUGGUUCCCUCGACGACCCCGACGACCCCGACGCGUAG
Fusarium keratoplasticum is the source of this 531-nucleotide messenger RNA. RefSeq lists its product as uncharacterized. The record is from RefSeq and is a predicted model, not a curated record. Lineage: Eukaryota; Fungi; Ascomycota; Sordariomycetes; Hypocreales; Nectriaceae. The transcript is spliced from 2 exons. The coding region runs from base 1 to 531 and encodes 176 amino acids.